CUCCCGCGCGCCCUCUUUCUUAAACCAGCGCCACCCUCACCAACCACCUCCAACGCCAUUUUCACCUCCACCUCAACUGGGGGAGCAAGAGUUUCACCUCCAUCCCUCCCUCUCCUACCUUCCAUCCCGAUCUUCUUCUUCUUUCUUCCCCAGCCGGCACAUUCCACCACCCCCACUAAAUCUUGGUGCUGAUCCAGUACCCACAUUAAUUCCCCAUCUUCAAUUACUUCUUGCUCCACCUACAUUGAUUCAGCUCCGUCCCACAUUCGGCGUCGAGCUCAAUUCCUUCGCCUUUGAGCUCCGACUGCUCCCGUUCGUCCUGAUCCGGGGACGUCCAGUUCGUGGGUCUUCGAUCUGCGGAGGGUCUCCAUUUGAUUCGUGGUUCUUGAUCUGAAAGCUUUGAGCUUUGGGGAUUUGGUGUGUCGGGCUUCAUGGGGACGGGGGCGGCGACGCCGGAGCGGCUCCCGAAGCAGCGGCGGGGCGGCUACCUGUGGAAGAAGGCGCUGCUCCACUUCUCCCUCUGCUUCGUCAUGGGCUUCUUCACCGGCUUCGCCCCCUCCUCCUCCUCCUCCUGGAGGUCCGGCGGCGGCGGCGGGGGCGACCCGGUGCCGCCGCACCGCGUCGGCGACCAGCUCGCCGCCUCCCGCGUCGCCCUCAACGGCAACCAGCGCAUCAACCUGGCGCCGCCCUCGCCGGACGGCGCCGGCGGGGGCGGCGCCACGGUGGACGUGGACGACGACGGCAACGACGAGACCGGCCCGCGCCGGAUGCUGAUUGUGGUCACCACCACGCGGUCCGGGGCGGGGGAGCGCAGGCGGCGGCGGCCGGAGCUGCUGCGGCUCGCCCACACGCUCAGGCUCGUGCGCCCGCCGGUCGUCUGGGUCGUGGUGGAGCCGGCAGCGGACGCGCCGGCGACCGCCGAGGUGCUAAGGGGCACCGGGGUCAUGUACAGACACCUCGCCUUCCGCCCGGAGGAGAACUUCACCACGGCCGCCGCCGAGGCCCACGCGCAGCGCAACGCCGCGCUCGCCCACGUCGAGAAGCAUAGGCUCUCCGGCGUCGUCCACUUCGCCGACGCCGCCGGCGUCUACGACGCCCGAUUCUUCGACGAGAUCCGACAGAUCGAGGCGUUUGGCACAUGGCCGGUGGCAACGAUGUCCGCCGGAGAGAAGAAAGUAGUGGUGGAAGGCCCACUGUGCACUGCCUCAAAGGUAGUCGGUUGGUUCUCGAGAAACUUCAAUGAUGGUACCACCCGAUCAGUGACAUAUAACGCGGAGGUUGACUUGAAUCCUGCCGGUGCUGCUGGCACGCGAGCCCACACGAUCGACGUAUCAGGGUUUGCGUUUAACAGCUCUAUUUUGUGGGACCCUGAGCGGUGGGGACGACCAACGUCAUUACCGGACACUUCACAGGAUUCCAUCAAAUUUGUGCAAGAGGUGGUGCUGGAGGACAGGACCAAGCUGAAGGGGAUCCCCUCCGACUGCUCACAGAUCAUGGUGUGGCAGUACACCAUGCCGAGCCCCGCUUCUCACAAAACCUCUGCCCCAAAAACUCACCAUAGAAGGUAGGGAUGGGGAGAAGAAGAGGAAGUCCUCAGCAGAAAUGAGGAGAGAACAAUGUUGGGACUUGGGAGUCAAUGUAAAUGUGGCGAAAAUGAAAGGAAAAGGAAGAAGGUUGCUUACACUGAGUUCUUUUUUUUCUCUUUCUCUCAGUUUUGUUCUGGUUUUUGGGGGUCAUGAAUUAUCCUCUGGAGAUCUCCCCCCAGGCAAUAGUAUUAUUUAUUCAGAUUUUACCUGCGAUUCUUUGACUCGAUGUGGGGCUUCUCUAAAAAAAUCUCUUUGUGGAGUGCAAUAAGACGCUGUUGUAGCAAGUGUGGAGAAAAUCUGGCAGAUGACAUGGUGAAUUAACAGCAUGGAUUUCCAGCAA
This is a messenger RNA of Lolium perenne, 1926 nucleotides long. Its product is annotated as probable beta-1,4-xylosyltransferase GT43A. The record is from RefSeq and is a predicted model, not a curated record. NCBI's taxonomy places the organism in Eukaryota, Viridiplantae, Streptophyta, Magnoliopsida, Poales, Poaceae. Gene Ontology annotation, cellular component: Golgi membrane. Gene Ontology annotation, biological process: glucuronoxylan biosynthetic process; plant-type secondary cell wall biogenesis. Gene Ontology annotation, molecular function: galactosylgalactosylxylosylprotein 3-beta-glucuronosyltransferase activity; xylosyltransferase activity.